UCAAUCCUGUCUUCUCCAACAAAACAACUACUGUAGCUCUCUCUCACAAACACUUUUGCAUUAAUAAAUCUUCUUCUUUCUUCUUUUCUCUGUAUCGUUGAUUCUCAUAAUAGAACCUCUCUCUCGAAUUCGUGGUUUUUUUUUGUUUUUUGAGCUAUCAUCAGAUUCUUCUCGAGUUGCUUAAUUUGGUUUAAUCAGAUAGUGUUCGUCUUUGAUCUAUCGCCACUAGAUUUGUUUGCUCAUAAUUUCAUAUAUUUUGCAAUUCUCGGCUUAUGGUCUCGAGGUACUAUUGUUAUUAUCUCCUUAUUGCUUGUAGGAUCUGAUCCAGUUCGCUUUUAUUCUCUCUGAUCGUUCGUGAUCUCUCGAUUUCCUUCUAUUUAGGUUUAUUGGAUUUUCAUGUCGUUGGUUUUGAUUACUGUUUGGAAUUAUUUUGCCUGUUUGUGAAUCCAAUUGCAUUGUUUUGAUGAAGGAUUUGUUUCUUGUUGUUGAGCUCGUUAAUGGGAAUGAGUAAUGGUCACGGAGCAUUUGCACCUGGUUUAUUUGGGGAUACUGCCCUGUUUUGGUAUUGGUGCAGUGUCAGGAAAUUGAUUAUCAAAGAACUUUUUUCCUACGAAGAUUUUUUUUUUUUUUUUUUUGCUUUUGCACUGAGGAGAGGGGACGAGGGAAGAUGGCAAAGAUGAUAAAUAAGACGCUUAUUCUAACUUAUAUCUACUUGCUCAUCUACAUUAUACUUUCUUCUGGAGUUAUACUGUACAAUAAGUGGGUUUUAUCCCCAAAGUACUUCAAUUUUCCACUUCCUAUAACGCUGACAAUGAUCCAUAUGGGUUUUGCUGGAUUCGUGGCUUUCCUUCUUAUUCGCGUGUUCAAGGUUGUAGCUCCGGUUAAAAUGACAUUUGAAAUAUACGCAACCUGUGUGGUACCUAUAAGCGCAUUCUUUGCAUCAAGUCUCUGGUUUGGCAAUACUGCGUAUUUGCACAUUUCUGUUGCCUUCAUUCAGAUGCUUAAAGCUCUAAUGCCAGUAGCAACAUUUAUCAUGGCAGUUGUUUGCGGCACUGACAAACCAAGGUGCGACGUGUUCUCGAACAUGUUGCUGGUCAGUGUUGGAGUUGUGAUAUCCUCUUAUGGGGAAAUUCAUUUCAAUGUCGUUGGCACAGUCUACCAGGUGACAGGCAUCUUUGCUGAAGCACUUAGACUGGUGCUAACUCAAGUUCUUCUCCAAAAGAAGGGUUUGACAUUGAACCCUAUUACCAGCUUGUAUUACAUAGCUCCCUGCAGUUUUGUUUUUCUGGCCUUACCUUGGUAUGUGUUGGAGAAACCCACAAUGGAAGUUGCACAGAUCCAAUUUAACUUCUGGAUAUUCUUCUCCAAUGCUCUAUGUGCUCUUGCCUUGAACUUCUCCAUAUUCUUAGUAAUCGGGAGAACAGGUGCAGUAACCAUCCGGGUGGCUGGUGUUCUCAAAGACUGGAUUCUCAUAGCCCUCUCGACUGUCAUUUUUCCUGAGUCCACAAUCACUGGGCUGAAUAUCACUGGAUACGCGAUAGCGCUAUGUGGUGUCGUUAUGUACAAUUACAUAAAAGUAAGGGAUGUCAAGGCGUCUCAACCAAUUCCUGACAGUCUUCCAGAUCGAAUCAAUAAGGAGUAUAAGAUGGAGAAGAAGUCUUCGGAUAAAUUCAAUCCUAACGACAUUGUGGAAAUCCCAAGAGUAGGAGCUGAGAUAAACGACGAGGAAGCCCCUUUGAUCACGGCCCGGUUGUCUCAUAUUGGUCGGACACAGCUCGGAAAUCACGCGGUCUAAGAUGUUAAUAUACACGUAUAAUAGUCAUUUUGCNUCCCAAUUUUUUUUUUUUUUUUUUUUUUUUUUGUUACUUAAAAAAUGAAACCGAAAAAGAAGUUGCUGCAGCAUCUAGACCGUCUGUCUCGGUGUCUCAGGUGAAAAAUGUCCCUUCAAAAUCUAAAUUUAUUAUGAAAUAGAAUAGCGGAGAUUAUUACCGACGAUUAUUAGCUUGAAAAACGUCAGAGUCGUGUAUUCGUUUGUAGUGAAUUGACGUUUACAGUUAUAUAUUUAUGGUCUUCA
This is a messenger RNA of Camelina sativa (false flax), 2074 nucleotides long. Lineage: Eukaryota; Viridiplantae; Streptophyta; Magnoliopsida; Brassicales; Brassicaceae. The record is from RefSeq and is a predicted model, not a curated record.